CUUCUUGGCUGUUUACUUUUUACUUCGAUCCACAAAGUUUAUUUAUUUAAAAUUGGUUAAUCAGAUAUUUUCAAGUUGCAGUAGUGUAGAACUGAUAAAGUGAACGUUGAAGAUCGUAUAUUCGUUAAAAGUUAAUCGACCUUAUCGCGUUUUAAUUAUCUGUAAACGCAUAAACUUAGUCAUCGUUUGAUCCCUGUUUCCUCUAAUACACAUCUGUUUUGCGGGCUAUUCUACACAAGUGACUAAAUUUGGUGAAUAUUUAACGAUACAAAGUGCAAAAGUGAUCUCACUAGUGAUAAAAAACAAACUUAAUAUUUACACGUCAUAUCAAUCAAUUUUGCAUUAUCACUAUAGUUCGAGUUUUUUCGAAAUAACGCCAUCUAUUGUAUUAGUCUCACACUAAAUAAUUCAACCCACGGCGGUCACUUCUGCUAGUAGCUACGUGCGUAUACGCUUCGCAGCACGUUUUCUUGCGCUUCCUCCUAUCGCUUGAAAUAUUUUCACCGCUUCCCACAAGAUGUCGCAUAGUAAAAUUGAAGAAAUUUUUUGCGCUGCAUGCAGAACUCAUCUGUCUGCCGUACAUAACUUCCUAAAAUGUUGCUCCUGUAAGGACUCCUAUCACAUCGAAUGUCUCAACAUCAAAAAAGAUCAAUAUUUGGAAUUUACCACCGAUUUACUCUCCACCUGGAAAUGUCCGUCCUGUAAUAACGUGACGAGGCGUGCUGGAUCUAAUCUGAACACACCGGUACGGACUACUCAAAUUCCUCAUAAUGAUUCCUACCUAGACAGCAUGGAUGUGUCCUUCUCCGGCCGAGAUUCCCGCGCUGCAUGCCCCCCGAAGCCUGUAACCGAAGAUAGUUUCGAAUCCUUCUCUCGUGCGUUGUUUUGUAAGAUGAGUGAAUGGCAGGGCGAAAUAAAUGGCAGCGUAUCUAGCCUCAGAGGGGAACUGAAAUCAUCAUUAUCUGAAAUCAGGAACGAAAUAAUGUCGUUGCGAGCUGAGCAACAUAAAAUAAAUAAUCACGUGUCAUUGUUGACACAAGACAUUUCUCAUCUGAAGUCCUCCGUAGAGUUCUGCAGCAACGAACACGAAGAUAUAAAAAAACGGUUGGCAGAUGUCUCUGGCAGGUGUGUGGACAUGAACCCGGCUGUGCUGGGUCUGGAGCAUAAAGUGGAUUUGUUGGAGCAACAAGCGCGUCAAUGCAAUCUGGAGAUCUGCAACGUGCCAGAAAGGCGGAAUGAACACCUGCCUGGAAUGAUUGAGGCCAUGAGCUCUUCUCUCAACAUCCCCAUUCCUGCUAGUGAAAUUGUCUCCAUUCAUAGGGUACCGCACGUUAGAAGUGACAGCAGCAAACCGAAGAAUAUUAUUGUAAAAUUCACCACGCGCACGCUUCGCGAUAACGUGUUAAGUGCCUACAGAAAAGCGAAGGGACUUACCUCCAGCAAAAUGGGCGUACCUGGCACUUCUGUUAAAAUUUAUUUAAAUGAGCACCUUACAUUAAAAAAGAAGCACUUAUUUCGCCUAUGCCGUGAUGCCGCAAAGAAGAAUGGCUUCAAAUAUGCAUGGGUUAAAAAUUCUUCAAUUCUUGUACGUGAACGCGACGACUCACCGGCUUUUGUCAUUAGAACAGAAUCUGACCUGGAAAAAAUCGUAUCGAACACUUAGUGUUAUUGUUUACUCAUUUACACCUAAAAUUACGUUUUAUUUUCUAGUAUACUUCAAACUUAGUAGUAAUCUUACAUAUUAUAACUGUAUAUAUUUGAUUUUUAAAAUUAUUUACUCAACCAUUCACGCUAUUUUUGCAAUAUUAUGUUUAGUUAAUCUUAUAACCAGGGUGUCAAUUAACUUACCAAAUUAUGUCAGCAAAUCGACCAGGGAACAUAUUAUUUCUCAUGUAUUUCAUAGCAUGACUGUAUUCCGCAUAAACUUGCUUAACAGAAUGGUUCUGACACUUUUGCCUAUUUCUCAUAGUACGUUAAUUACAAACUACUUUAAACACAAACAUAUAAUUCUAUUAUGUCAACACGAACACAAAUAUUUCACUUUUGUUUAUGGAUAGUAAGCUGUCAAUUUAUUAUCAAAAUUGUGGCGGUAUCAGAACUAAACUUCAGACAGUUUAUAUGAACAUUCUCUCGUCCACCUACGACAUUAUUGUACUAACCGAGACCUGGUUGACGCCGGAAAUUUUCAAUAAUGAAUUUAUUGAUGAGCGAUAUAUCGUUUUUAGGUGUGAUCGCGACCGGCUAGCUACAAAAAAAGAGGAUGGUGGGGGAGUUAUGGUGGCUAUUUUAAAAGGUCUGUGCCCGGCCGAGCUCGACUUAUCCCACAUUGCUUCUGAUACAACUCAGCCGUCAUGUAUUGAACACUUGCUGGUAGAAAUUCCUGGCAGAGAUAACAACUCUCGACACGUUAUUAGUGCUGCGUACAUACCACCUUGGGCUUGCGUUUCCGCUUAUGAAAAUCAUUUUAAUUUCCUUUUGGAGGCAUUAAAUAAUACUAACAUGAAAAACAUUUUCAUAAUUGGGGAUUACAAUCUAAAUGAAUUAAAUUGGACCUAUUCAAAUACAAACAACCCCAAUGAUGGUAUGAUACAUGAGGUUACCUCGUCUCGAAGUCUUCUAUUAGAUGACUGUAUGGCUAAUUUGGACUGUAAGCAAUAUAACUAUUUACGCAAUGUGAAUGAUAGGACCCUCGACUUAGUUAUCAGUAAUACGACAUGCUCUGUUCAACCUCAACCCUUAUCUCUCGUCCCGCCCAACAAUCAUCACCCCCCUUUCGUCUCAUAUAUGUCUGCGCCCACCCCAACUAAAUCACUUUUAAAGAAACCUUUUGUAAAAAACAACUUUUAUAAAGCUGACUAUAAAACAAUAAAUGAUGAGAUAGCAAUUAUUGAUUGGACCGAGGAACUUGGCCCAUUAACUGCCAGCAACGCAGUUGACUUAUUUUAUAACAAAAUUAAUAGUAUAAUUAAGAAAAAUACGCCUUUAAUAUAUUCUAAAUCGUCUAAUUUUCCUAUUUGGUUUCCUCAAUCUCUUAUUAAUAUAGCGAGAAAAAAACAAAAAGCAUGGGUUAAAUGGAAAAAGUGUGGUAACAUCUCGGAUUAUGAAAGUUUUUCGUAUUACAGAGGCAUGUUUAAGGAGAAAUGUUCUAGAAGUUAUCGUGAGUAUAUGCUCUCAGUUGAAAAUAACAUCUCUACCAAUAUAAAAUACUUUUGGACCUAUAUUUCAAAUCGUAAAGGUAAAUCUAGCAUACCAUCCGAAAUGAAACUUAAAGAUGAGAAAUCCACUAACCCUGAGGUAAUUUGUGAUAUGUUCUCAAAUUACUUUAAGUCCGUCUUUGAACCUAGGUCUAAUAAAAUUGAUAACUGGCAGCCCUCGGCUGAUAUCGGCGACAACUGUGAUAUUAUAUCUAACUUAUUCCUCACUGAGGAAAAAAUCCUCAAAGAACUCGAGUUGUUAAACACAUCUAAGGGCGCUGGUCCUGACGGAAUCCCUCCAUACUUUCUAAAGCAAACGGCCAAUACCAUAUUUAUACCACUACAUAUAAUUUUUAAUAAAUGUUUAACGGAAGGCUUCUUCCCUGAUAUUUGGAAAAGCGCAUAUAUUAUUC
This is a messenger RNA of Amyelois transitella, 3607 nucleotides long. RefSeq lists its product as uncharacterized. The coding region runs from base 518 to 1663 and encodes 381 amino acids. The transcript has a single exon. Lineage: Eukaryota; Metazoa; Arthropoda; Insecta; Lepidoptera; Pyralidae. The record is from RefSeq and is a predicted model, not a curated record.